AUUAUCACAGGGGCUGAAUGGAAAUCUAGGUUAUUGGGUUAUUAGUAGAAAUCAAAAUCUGUUUAUACGUGGGGAUUUAUCGUUCAGUUGCAGCCUGAAUACUGGUGUAUAUGCAGCUUAGUAAAUAAAUGAAGAAAUGAUUUGAAGAAUCCAACUUGGUCGAUGCAGCAGUACUGACGAUGGAUUUGAUCUCAGACAGUCAUAGUUAAUUUGUCGCUGGAUGCCAUGACUGCAUGCGGAAGCACCAGUGUCGGUGGUGUCAUGAGCGCGUGGGAAACUUUGGAGGAUGGAUAUAUAACAAUGCGCUUUAAAGUGCUGGACUGCUGCGGAAAAUAAACGGCACUGGAAUUCGGGCGGUGGAGUUAAAGCGACAACUGGGAUAGUUGAAAAUGCAAAAGCGUAUUCAAAUGCAGUAAUAAGCUAAUACGGUGACUGUAAAUAAGCGGAACGGCGGAACAAGACAUGGACCGAGAAGCAGGGCGAGACCGCCGGCGGUUCAUCGCGGCGCAUUGUGAUGACGGAACUGGAGGGGAGGAGAUAAAGGAGAACAAGAAAAACCGGUGAGCAGCUGUGAGGCAGAGAGUGUGUGAAAGAAACAGAAGAGUCCAAUUCUGUCAGCAUAACCCCAGAGACCUGCUAGGAGGAAAGAAGGAGACCUACUGACCUGGUGGAAACCAGUACAAAAAAAUAGAAGAAACUAAUAGGAUAUAAAUAAGGAAAGGAUUUUGGAUGUGUAGCGAUCAUCUGAGAUCAAGGUCCAUGACAGCUGAGUUCUAACUAAAGCAGAAUUCAAAUGCACCUGCAGCCAGACACCAUCUGAGGAUUUUCAAAUCUCAAUUCCUGGAAGAUAUUUCACUAUAUGACUUCAGCAUAAUUCAGCACUGUGUGAUUAUUGAUACAAAUGACAGAAUUAUGAACUGAGGAUUUUUUUUUACUUCUGGACUAUCCUUUGUGCAGCUUGUGUUGUAGUAUGGGGAAAGGUCUAUCCACAGGCCUGACACCUUUUUUCUGGGCCAGAUGAGGGGCUGCAGGCAAAGCUUGCUGCAGGGCCGGCGAUUCCACUGUCGGGAAUGGGCCCUGGAGAAGGUGAAGAGAUACCUGGAGGCAAGAAAUCAUGUCAAAGGUGUGCAGGACUCAUCCCAUCCCCCAUCAGGUGUCCUAGUGAUGGGGGGACCUGGUACAGGUAAGACGGCCUUCUGCACAGAGCUGGUCUGGCCCCAAUCAGAAUCAGGGAGAGCAAGCGGGCUGGCAUCACGGUGCUUGGCUUGGCACUACUGUCAACGGGAAGAUGCAGACAGCAUAGAAGUUUGGAGGUUUGUACUGGGCCUGGUGGAGCAGCUGCGUAAGAGCCCUCUAUUGGCACCAAACUAUGGCAACCUUUUGGCCAAUCCUGCUAUUGCUACCAGCCUAGAUCCUCUUCACUGUCAACGCGAUCCAGAUGACACCUUUAAAAGGGCAGUUUUGGAGACCCUGCUCUCAUUACCCUCUCCAUCUCAGAGUGUUUACAUAGUGGUAGAUUCUCUGGAUUCUGGCUGUGGUGGGACUGUUGGAGUCAGUGAAAGUCUGACAACGGGGACUACGGGUACUCAGAGUACUACAAUAGCGGAGCUCCUCCACAGACACCACCAAUACUUGCCACCCUGGAUUCUCCUGGUCUGUUCUGCCCGCAGACAGAAUAAGGCUGUUUGCAAGAUGUUCUCAGGGUUUCGAAAGUUAUGUCUGGAUGACUUGCGGAAACCUUUGGCUGUACAAGAUGUUCAGCAUUAUAUUCUGCGGAGGCUAGAUCAGGAGGGGACCCUGCGGCGGCAGCUCACACCAGAGACAGCUGACAUGCUUAAUUUGCUCCAUAUCAAGAGUGGUGGCUGCUUUCUCUUUCUUGAGCGAGUGCUGGAUGGUGUAGCAAGUGGUUUAGUAGGGCUCAGAGAAAUCCGGGACAUACCAGGCACACUAAAUGGUCUCUAUCUAUGGCUCUGUCAGCGGCUUUUCCCCCGUAGACUCUUUGUCCAUGUUAGGCCCUUGCUCAACAUUAUUCUUGCCUCCCCACGACCCCUAAAUCUUGAGGAACUCUUCAGUGCUGCACGAACAAGGGAUGCUUGCCUGAUACAUGAGGACUUUCAGUCACAAAUGCGUGCUCUCAAAGCACUGAUAGUAGAUGGGCCAGAUGGGACUAAGCUCUUGUUCCAUGGUAGUUUUGCAGAAUGGUUAACUGAUGUGAAAUACUGUACACAAAAGUUUCUGUGCAGUACUAAAGAUGGUCAUCUUUCACUUGCCAUGUCCCUAUCAUUGAGAUCUAAAAGCCUUAACACAGAAGAGGUAUGCCAAAUGGGCCAUCACCUCCUCAACAGUGGAAUACAUUCAGGUGAGCCGUCACUGCUGGCUCUAUGGAUGCUUUGGACUGGAGUUCCCACCCUUGGAAGUUGUGGGAGGGGCCCGUCUGCUACUUACUCUCAACAUCUCUUUUCCAUGCAAACACCUGUGCUGGUUCAACAAGAUGUGUUACAGCUUCUGAUGAAAAGUGGUGUUUUCCCUCCUACCUGUUCCCCAGACAAUGGCCCUAGUGUGGGUGUACACUGUGUGGGUAAAGGGAGAGCAAUAGUGAGAAGGGCACUGCAAAGAGAGGACUCAGUGCGAGCUCUUCUGGAUAGUGGGGUUAAUGUAAACAGGACAGAUCCAUCAGAUGGACGAACACUGCUCUCUACUGCAGCAUACAAUGGGCUUGCAGAUAUAACUGCAUUACUACUGUGUCAUGGAGCAGACCCUUCUCUAACUGACAACCAGGGACAUACACCUCUAACGCUUGCAGCCAGGCAGGGCCAUGUAGGUGUACUUCAGGUUAUGCUUGACUGGAUUCAGGAUCAAGAGCGUGGCAUUGUUCGAACAUUGCUGGAGCAUGCAGACAGUGAAGGAUGGACAGCUCUGAGAUCAGCCUCAUGGGGUGGUCAUAAGGAAGCAGUGAAGAUGCUACUAGAGGCAGGAGCAGAGGUAGAUGGUUGUGAUCCUGAUGGGCGUACAGCUUUACGAGCUGCUGCUUGGGGGGGUCAUGAAGAGAUUUUGCUGACUCUCCUUGGCCAUGGUGCUACAAUUGAUAAGAGGGACAAUGAAGGCCGUACUCCACUCAUCGCUGCUGCCUACAUGGGUCAAAAGGAGGCAGUAGAGAUAUUGCUGGAUGCUGGUGCAGAAGUGGAUCUGGCAGACGGGGAUGGACGCACUGCACUCUCAGUGGCUGCACUGUGUGUGCCGUCAGCAGCAGGGGGGAGAGGACAUGUAGAGGUUGUGUGUUUGUUGCUGGAAAGGGGUGCUGAUCCAGAGCAUAAGGAUAAAGAUGGAAUGACACCUUUACUCCUUGCUUCCUAUGAGGGACAUGAGGAAGUUGUAGAGCUUCUUCUGGAGGCUGGAGCUGAUGUGGAUGAGAGUACUGGAACCUACCCCUCUGCUGUCACACCUCUCCUUGCAGCUGCAGCCAUGGGCCAUGCAGGCACAGUGAACCGCAUGCUAUUUUGGGGUGCAGCAGUAGAUGGUAUUGAUGGGGAGGGUCGCACAGCACUCUGCUUAGCUGCCGCUAAGGGCAGUGUACAAGUUGUGCGAGCCCUGCUGGAUCGGGGCCUGGAUGAGAAUCACAAAGAUGAUUUGGGUUGGACGCCACUGCAUGCAGCUGCCUGUGAGGGGCACAAGAGUAUUUGUACUGUACUCACAGAGCAAGGUAGUAUGGCCAGAGUUGGUGAAUUGGAUGUGGAGGGCCGGACACCACUCAUUCUAGCAGCACAGGAAGGUCACUGCAGUACAGUUAGACUCCUGCUUGAUCGCAAAUCACCUAUUGAUCAUCGAGGGUAUAACGGACACUCUGCUCUCAGUGCAGCUGCCCUGCAAGGGCAUGAGGAGGUGGUAGAACUGCUCUUGAGACGGGGAGCUGACACUGAUGUUCGAGAUGCAGAAGGAAGACCUCUUCUGUACUUGCUAAUUCUGGAAGGCUGUUUGGAUAUAGCCACUUUACUCAUAGAGAAAGGGGGUGUUCCACUAGAAUCAAGAGAUGCAGAGGGCCGUACAGCACUACAUGUAGCAGCUUGGCAAGGUGACCUAGAUGGGAUUGAGCUGUUGCUCAGACAUGGUGCAGACCCUAAUGCACUGGACUCAGAGGGUCGACCACCACUGCACUCUGUGGCAUGGAGGGGACACAUGGGUGCUGGUAGAUUGCUCCUCAGAGCUAGGGGCAUAAAUGUUAAUCUAGCUUGCAAAAAACAAGGGGCCACAGCACUCAGUAUCGCUGCUCAGGAGGGACACACUGAAAUUGUGGCCAUGCUUUUGGAAAAUGGUGCUAAACCAGAUCUUGUGGAUAACUAUGGCCGCAGUCCAGUAAAAGUUGCAGGAAAGAGAGGUCAUUUCAGCAUUGUCCGCCUAUUAGAGAGCUAUGGUGCAAAGCCAUUCCUUGGACAUCUGUCUUCACUCUGUGAUACUCCAGGCUUCUCUCAUUCCUCCAUACUGAAAACUCAGGUUUCCAUCUGCUCUGUUGAGGGCUCUGGAAAUGGUGGCCCAGCUACGUCCUCCACCUCAUCAAACUCUUUGUCAGCCUCUUGCUCACCUGCUUCUACAGCUGAAAGAUUUCAUUCAGUUCCUGGUUCACAGACAUCUUCCUCCACAUGCCACUCUCUGGCCACAGUGCAGACUGUGCCUGCAGACACCAUAAGCUUCACACAGCAGAUUCAGCAGCACUCACUACCCCGCUGCCGCAGCCGGCCAUCCACCUUACCUCUACAUGACUCAAACCAUUCUAGCCUACAGAGAAGCACUGCAAGGAACAAGCAGAAAGCAGUUUCCAAAGAUAACCCUACCCAUGCACGAUGCACAGUCCUUGGACUGCAGGACUCGCAUGUUCCCCUUAAAGGCCUUGGGUCUUCACAAACUGCUGAAUACAGCUUGAAGCCCCAUACCCCUCACAUGAUUGAGAAUGACCUAGAAAACAGUCCUCUGAAAUUUGGAAGUUGUAAGUGGAACUCGGUAAUAAUGUCUCUAGGGUUGACACCAAACCAAGAGGGGGCCAUUAGGCAGCCAAUAAAUAGAGACAGUCCACCUUUGGGAUAUCCCCCGCUUCAUCUUCAGUCCCAUGCACAAAAAGAGAGCUGGGAUGGCUUUAAAAAAACAUUUUCCCCAACCUUUGACCUCUCAGCUAUCUCUCCACAUGGUGCCUUACUAGAGGAAUCUGUGUACAUCACAAGCACAGACCCUCAGCUUAACCUCAAACAGGCCAUUAAAUUGCAGUUUGAGGGGCCAACCAGCGCAGCACUUUACAAGCGGGAAACACCACUCUAAGGCAAACCAUGAUAAUUAGGAGAUCAAGGAGGAGAGGGUGCUAUAGAGAAUUACUGCGUGUAGUGGAGAACCAUAUAUGAGAUGAGGCCAGCAUACCAAGCACACAAUAUCCUUUGACUUGCUUAAAAGGAGCAGCAAAGGAGAGGCGAGGAAGUAAUGGACUUCAAAGGGCCUAUGCUGUGUACUUUCUGGAUAUUUUUAUGGCUAGUCACAAUGGACAACUGCUAGCUCCCCACUCACUCAAACACUCACACAAUUACAGGAAAUAUUCUUGCAAAGAAACACAACACAUGAAUAAGGUUGCAUAGAGAAAAAUGUUAUUACAUAUGUGAUCAAAGUACACCAAGAAAUCUAAGACAUGCCUGAUAUAUAGUAAAGAUUUGUUUAUUUGCACACAUAAAACAGGGAGUUAAAUAGUGGCUCUCAAAAUGGCCCAAGGCAAAGCAAGAAUUGUAUAUUCAGAGUAUUUGCAUAGUACAGGGUGUCCCAUCGGUCCAGCAUCAUAUGGUUUAUUUUUACAGACCAUGAAGUAUCCAAACAAGGACAAAUAAAUCCAAAUAAUUCAA
Messenger RNA from Hemibagrus wyckioides, 5870 nucleotides. It is a transcript of the gene ankrd50l, whose product is annotated as ankyrin repeat domain 50-like. Gene Ontology annotation, molecular function: protein binding. The record is from RefSeq and is a predicted model, not a curated record. Lineage: Eukaryota; Metazoa; Chordata; Actinopteri; Siluriformes; Bagridae. The transcript has 6 exons. The coding region runs from base 1018 to 5304 and encodes 1428 amino acids.